This is a messenger RNA of Bolinopsis microptera, 1094 nucleotides long. Its product is annotated as zinc finger protein 25-like. The transcript has a single exon. NCBI's taxonomy places the organism in Eukaryota, Metazoa, Ctenophora, Tentaculata, Lobata, Bolinopsidae. The record is from RefSeq and is a predicted model, not a curated record. Gene Ontology annotation, cellular component: nucleus. The coding region runs from base 1 to 927 and encodes 308 amino acids. Gene Ontology annotation, biological process: regulation of gene expression.
AUGUCUACUAGAAAUGUUCUGUUCAGUUCUUUACGAUCAUCAGUCAGAUUGGGCAAAGAAAAUACUUCUCCUGUUGGGAAAGUUUUUAAAUGUGACGAUUGUUCUUAUACCUGUACUGAGAACAGUGAUCUUGUGAAACAUUUACGUAUUCACACGAGAGAGAAACCUUACAAGUGUAAGGAAUGUUCAUAUUAUAGUGCUCAGAAAGGUGAUCUCAAGAAACAUAUGAGGACUCACACGGGAGAGAAACCCUACAAGUGUAAUGAAUGUUCAUAUUCUAGUGCUCAGAAAUGUUCGCUCACAGCGCAUAUAAGGACUCACACCGGAGAGAAACCCUACAAGUGUAAGGAAUGUUCAUAUUGUAGUGCUCAGAAAGGUGAUCUCAAGAGACAUAUGAGGACUCACACGGGAGAGAAACCCUACAAGUGUAAUGAAUGUUCAUAUACUUCCUCUGUUAAAUCAAAUCUUAUUACACACCAACGUACUCACAUGGGAGAGAAACCAUACAAGUGCAAGGAAUGUUCAUAUUGUAGUGCUCAGAAAAGUGAUGUCAAGAAACAUAUGAGGACUCACACGGGAGAGAAACCCUACAAGUGUAACCAAUGUUCAUUUUGUAGUGCUCGAAAAGGUGAUCUCACAUUACAUAUUAGGACACACACGGGAGAGAAACCCUACAAGUGUAAUGAAUGUUCAUAUACUUGCUCUGUUAAAUCAAAUCUUAUUAUACACCAACGUACUCACACGGGAGAGAAACCCUACAAGUGUAAGGAAUGUUCAUAUUCUUGUGCUCAGAAAGGUCAUCUCUCAUUACAUAUAAGGACUCACACUGGAGAGAAACCCUUCAAGUGUAAGGAAUGUUCAUAUACUUGCUCUGAUAAAUCAAGUCUUGUCAGACAUCAACGUACUCACACGGGAGAGAAACUCUAAAUUUGCCAGGAAUGUUCUCAUAUAACAACUUUUAUACUUGUUCUGAUCAGUCACACUUUAUUAGAUAUCAGCGUAUUCACGGGUAAAGAAUGUCAGUUUACUUCCACUUUUAUAUUAUUAGUUGAACAACAACGAGGUAUGAUCUAUGGUUGCAUUUAAAGUUUAGA